Messenger RNA from Erigeron canadensis, 633 nucleotides. RefSeq names its product kirola-like. The transcript is spliced from 2 exons. The record is from RefSeq and is a predicted model, not a curated record. Gene Ontology annotation, biological process: defense response. Lineage: Eukaryota; Viridiplantae; Streptophyta; Magnoliopsida; Asterales; Asteraceae. Bases 36 to 494 code for a protein of 152 amino acids.
UUGAUUAAUUAGAUAGCAAAACAAAGUUCCAAGAGAUGACCAUAGCAGGAACACUAGUUCAAGAAGUUGAUAUCAAAUGUCAUGGCAACUUGCUCCAUGAUACUUUCAAGCACAAACUACACGAGUGCGUAAUCAUGUCCCCUGAUAAGGUUAAACAUUGCGAUUUAGUUACUGGUCAAUGGGGUGCUCCCGGAUCCGUCAUUUCUUCAGACUACAUGUAUGACGGAAAAGUGAUUACCGCGAAAGAGGUAAUCGAAGCAGUUGAUGACGAGAACCAUAAAAUUGUGUUCAAGGUGAUUGAAGGAGAAGUUUUGAAAGAUUAUAAUGCCUUCACUUCGACUCAUCAUGUUGAAGAUAGGGGCGGGAAGCGGUUGGUUACCUGGACAGUGGAUUUCGAGAAGUUGAAUCCAAGCGUACCUGAUCCAAGUCCAUAUAUGGAAUGGCUUUCUUCUUUCACCAAAGAUAUGGAUGCUUAUAUCCUUAAGUUGGCAUGAUUUAUAUAUGACAGAAGGAAGGGAUGUGAUCUUGUGAUAUGUACAAUAAAAAGCCGCCUGUGCUGAAUAUUGGCUGCUCCUUGAUUAAGCUGUAUUCCUGUUAUUAAUUUGCAUUAUGUCAUUGGUGUGUUUGUUCAAA